UGACAAAAGUCAGAGACAAGACGUGUGAAAUGUGCCUACAAAGUAAGGAGACUAGUGACUUUACCUUUUAUUGAUUAACGAGCAAUUAGGAGUCGGUAUCACCUUCUUGAAAACAAUUUACUCUUGAAGUCGAUGGCCGUAACCUAACCUAACCUUACCUAAUCGAUGUGGUCAGUAUCGGAACUAGUUGAGGAAGUAUGAAAAUUAUAGAAAUAAGAACGAGUUUCGAGAUUAAAGAAAUAUCCAGAAUAUCCUGUUCGAUUAAAUAUUCGCGGUGACGGAGAGAAUUGUGAUGGGGAAACUUGAAGUUGACCUUGCUUUACGCCUUCCUCACACAUGGACGUAUAAUACAAAUACGAAUAUGUAUAUAGGGAAUGAGCGGUCCAUGUAAGUCCAUAACCCCACGUCGGUUGACUGAUCGCAACGCAGUCUUCACACGUCUUGACCCGUGCCCAAUUUCUUCGAUCGGUACGUGCGCGAAAUUCAAUUUUCAUCGAUGAUGACUUCGGUACUCCAACGUAGGGGAGAGUUACGCUAUCAUUGAGUUCUUUACACCUCGACACGUCGAAUAGCACCGAAGUCAUUAAUCGUCCGUCUGACGCGCCGCGGUCUGUGCGACACUAUGUGGGACUCCAUAAUCGAGUACCACCGAAGUGUGUCUUGCAAGCCAUUAAUUUCUCCGUUUGCAGAGCACACGUGUGGGCAUUUACGUUAUGAUCUACUUCUGAUAUACGCCUCUGAUCCCUGAAAGGCGUUCGUCGUUACACUUUUCGCCGCGUCUCGUGCUCGAUGUUUGAUUAGUGAGUACAUCGAUAUUGUCGACGGAUAGAUAACGUCGAGCGAGAUAGAUAGAUCAGUCCAAUUCUUAUCUAAGGGCGAUUGGCAUGCUCGUCAAACGGUGCCGAUCGCACAGUGGUACCACGUCGCGACAGGUAAGGAUGAAGAUCCUGCAGCCGACCAGCUCUAAGUGCUACCUGGUGAUCAGUGUCCUGGCGAUCAUCAUUUUAACAUUUUGCCUGUACAACUGGACGGUUGUUGAUAAAUCCGAGUACGAGGGCAGCUUGCAGGAGUACGAGGGCCAGGAAACAAGCCCAACGGAGAGGACGACCAACUCGUCCUGGCGAAGAGUGGUCCCACCCAAGAAGAUCCUCUUCUGGACCAAGAUGUUCAGCAGCAGGAAUUUCUACAUGGGAGAGGGGGACCUUUUCAAGGGAUGCCCAGUCUCGGCCUGCUGGGGCACCGACGAUAAGAACCACCAACCUGUGGAGGACUUUGAUGCACUCUUGUUCCAUGGUCCAGAUAUGACCUCGGUGCCGAUCCCCAAGACCAGGUCUCCCAAACAGGUGUACAUCUUCCUGGACAUGGAGACCCCGUUGUCGCAGAAAAUUCGGAAAAUCAAGGUCUUCGAGGACCUCUUUAACUGGACCGUUACUUACAGGAGGGAUUCGGACCUGAUGAGGCCUUAUGGGAUCUUCAGGAUGGUGUCAGGCAACCACGUGAUGCCGCCCCAUAUCCCGGCUCAAUGGCAGGACGUCUCCAAGGAUAAGGUCCCGGAGGAUGCGAAAAUCGCCUUCUCGGGGAAAACUAAACUCGCUGCCUGGUUCGUUUCGAAUUGUGCGACCUCGAGCAAGAGGGAGGACCUCGCGAAGGAGCUGAAGAACUUCAUGGACGUUGAUAUCUAUGGACGGUGCGGUACCUUAGAGUGCUCCAGGGACAAUUCAUCUGCAUGCCAGAGGAUGCUCGACAAGGACUAUUUCUUCUACUUCGCUUUUGAGAACUCCUUGUGUCCAGACUAUGUCACGGAGAAGGUCUUCAACGCGAUGCAGGUCAACGUGGUGCCUGUUGUCUACGGGGGUGCGGAUUAUCCCAGCAUCCUGCCUCCUGGGUCCUUCGUGGACGUCCAGGACUUCCAGUCCCCAAAAGAGCUGGCCGAGUUCCUCAAAGCUCUCGCCAAGGACUCCAAGAGGUAUCUUGACUAUUUCCGAUGGAAGGCUCGAUACAAGGUCGACCUCAACGCCAUGAACUUCAACUGUGAACUCUGCAAGGCUCUUCAUGAGAAUCGAAAACCGCAAGUGGUGCGCAAUCUCCAUCGGUGGUGGAACGACAACUCGGGGUGCAAAUCGGGCCCCUUGCUGUGAACAUUCUUCAACUCUUCAUGUACUUAACUUUACGUUGACGAGUCGAUUUGAUCGUUCGAUAAUCCUGCGGAAGACGUCUCUAAGAUUACCGAUCAUGUUCCAUGAGAUACGAUGAAGUGAGAUAUCUUACAGAGUGGACGAGUGGAUGAAUGACAGGAUGACUGGUGUUAUGCCACCUUGUAAAUUAAAUCAGGAAUAAUUUCCAAGGAUUUCUCCAAGUUUCCCCGAUAUCCAGGGUGGGGAUCCUGAAGAGGCCCUCUUUGACAAUUAUUCCACGGUUUGUGCUCCAGUCGAGUACCCUGAAUAAGUAUUAUGUAUGCAGUAUUUUCCAGUAUAAGUGGAUGACGAACAUGUGGAGCCGUUUGUUUGUUGCAUAAGUCGGGAACGAUUUGUUAAAUAAAUUCGAGAUGAUUGCCAAGGA
Orussus abietinus is the source of this 2559-nucleotide messenger RNA. RefSeq names its product alpha-(1,3)-fucosyltransferase C (gene FucTC). The coding region runs from base 885 to 2138 and encodes 417 amino acids. NCBI's taxonomy places the organism in Eukaryota, Metazoa, Arthropoda, Insecta, Hymenoptera, Orussidae. The record is from RefSeq and is a predicted model, not a curated record. Gene Ontology annotation, molecular function: alpha-(1->3)-fucosyltransferase activity. Gene Ontology annotation, cellular component: membrane. The transcript is spliced from 2 exons.